This is a messenger RNA of Prunus dulcis (almond), 1266 nucleotides long. RefSeq names its product oligoribonuclease. Lineage: Eukaryota; Viridiplantae; Streptophyta; Magnoliopsida; Rosales; Rosaceae. Gene Ontology annotation, cellular component: mitochondrion. Gene Ontology annotation, molecular function: nucleic acid binding; 3'-5'-RNA exonuclease activity. The transcript is spliced from 8 exons. The record is from RefSeq and is a predicted model, not a curated record. The coding region runs from base 216 to 962 and encodes 248 amino acids.
AUAUAUUUUCUUCAGAACUUAACUAUGGUACACAGCCCACCACAGCCUUUAUUGUGGUUUCGCCCUUGACCUUUGCUUCUCCUUGCAAUAGCCCUGUUUGAACGACCAGAGAGUUGCAGUUGAAGUUUCAUACUAGAGUUGACGACCCCUGUCUGAAAUGGCUUGCUAAGGGUUUCAGUUCAAAUUGCCCAAAACCCAACCAACCAAUCGACACAAUGGAGGACCUCGCAAAUGCAUUCUCUGUGCUGGAGCUUGACGCUGAAGACGACGAUCAAGCGCGAGAGGCCUCUUCUGUUUCCAAAAACAAAGAUGACACUACAAAAUCUUCAGGCAAGAAGACGGAGAAGAAAGUCAACAACUCUGAUAACAUUUUGCUAGUAAAAGAGAAAGAGAGUCAGCAAAAGCCUCUAGGAGAGUACAAGUUGCCCCUGGUAUGGAUUGACUUGGAAAUGACUGGUUUAAAUGUUGAAGUUGAUCGGAUACUAGAGAUUGCCUGUAUAAUUACUGAUGGAAAAUUAACCAAAUCAGUAGAGGGCCCUGAUUUGGUUAUUCAUCAAACUAAGGAGUGUUUAGAUAGGAUGGGCGAAUGGUGUCGAAGUCAUCAUGAAGCUAGUGGGUUGACAAAAAAGGUGCUGGAAAGUACAAUCAGUGAAAGAGAAGCUGAAAAGCAGGUCAUAGAAUUUGUAAUGAGAAACGUAGGAACAUAUACACCUCAGUUAGCAGGCAAUUCAGUUUAUGUGGAUUUUGCAUUUUUAAAGAAAUACAUGCCAGAUUUGGCUAGCCUUUUCUCCCAUGUAAUAGUGGAUGUUAGCAGUGUUAAAGCUUUAUGCGUUCGCUGGUAUCCUAGAGAUAGGAAAGCCCCUCCUAAAGAAAAUAAUCACAGAGCCAUGGAUGAUAUUAGAGAAAGUAUCAGGGAACUUAAAUACUACAAGGAGAAUAUAUUCAAAGCAUUUAAAAAAUGAUACAAGGAGGCUCCAAAGUUCUGAGUCUAUGGAUUGCUUCAUUGAGGUUUGACUUGGAAAGUACUUCCAUACUAGCAGCUUAUGUACAAUUAGUUCCGACCCUUUAUACAUGUCUGUCCCUUGAACUGUAACGAAAACUAUGUCGAUGCAUUGAACUAUCAUGGAUUAAUUUGUGUCGGGAAUCCAUCAUGUGGUGAUUGUUUUUAAUCUUAAUUUUCAUUAGAGAUUUGGUUGUACCUAAUGUUAAUAGAUCUCAUUCCUCGACUCUUUAAUUGUAUGAUUGUUUUUAUCCUUUUGUCUUAAA